Nicotiana tabacum (common tobacco) is the source of this 1380-nucleotide messenger RNA. RefSeq names its product protein MIZU-KUSSEI 1-like. NCBI's taxonomy places the organism in Eukaryota, Viridiplantae, Streptophyta, Magnoliopsida, Solanales, Solanaceae. The record is from RefSeq and is a predicted model, not a curated record. Gene Ontology annotation, biological process: hydrotropism.
ACAAAAAAAAAAAUCUACCCCCACUUAACCUAAAGACACCUUUUUUUUGCUUUUUGCCCUUUCUUGUUUUGUACUAAAAACUUGGCUUUUGAUCAUUAGCUAAACUACAUGCCCACAAAAAUCUCUUUUUUAGUAGCCAAAAUACCUCAAAAAAACAUUUCUUGUUUUCUUGAGACUUGAUAUCAUUUUGGAGUUGUAGUAGAAAAGAAGCUUACUACUAUAUUCUUGGUUCUUCAAAAUUGCAUCAAAAUCUAUUUUUCAAUACCUACAAGUGUGUAUAGAAUUUCAAUUUUGUCUCAUUUUUUUGGUUAAUACAAUGAGACAACAACCACCUUUUGGUGCUCUUUCAAGAACAAGCAGCUGCAAAAACUCCAAGAAAAUCAUUCCUUCCACUUAUCCAAGAUCAACUUCUAUAAACCAUGAUCCAAAUGAGAGUUUUUCAGAUAAAUCUCUUGUUCCAAAAAAUGGAAGCUCCACCUCAUCAACAAAUAUUAAUCGAAUAACCAAAACAAGAAUUGGAGUUUCAGCUCUAAUUAAGUCACUAAUCAGUAUCAUCUCAUUUCCCACUAUACUCCCUGCAUGCAAGUGGCUUAAUCUCCCGACCCAAUUUUCCAUUACACCGUCUCUUGGCCGGAAAGUCACCGGAACCCUAUUUGGUCACCGGAGAGGACACGUCAGCUUCGCCGUUCAAGACGAUCCGAAAUCAGAACCGGUACUCUUAAUCGAGCUCGCAAUUUCCACGUCGUCUUUAGUGAAGGAGAUGUCAUCUGGGCUCGUGAGGAUAGCGUUAGAAUGCGAGAAAAUGGUGGUGCCUCCGCAAACGGCGGCGCGGGGAGGUGGAAGGCGGCGGCGCGUGGAACUUUUUCAGGAGCCCAUGUGGACUAUGUACUGUAACGGGAGGAAGUGUGGGCACGCGCUUUCACGCGCGUGUACUGAUUCGGAUUGGCACGUGCUUGGUACCGUGCAGAGCGUGUCCGUCGGUGCCGGAGUGAUUCCGGUGGUGGACGACGGCCGGAAAAUUAGUGCGGCGGAAGGUGAGUUGCUGUAUAUGAGAGCUAAAUUUGAACGAGUUGUGGGUAGUCGUGACUCAGAAGCUUUUUAUAUGAUGAAUCCAGAUGGUAAUGGAGGUCCUGAACUUAGUAUUUUUCUACUUAGGAUAUGAAGAAAAGAAAUAGAAGAAAUUAAAAGGAAGAAAAAAGAUAUGGAAAUUAAAGAACAGAAAAAGGAAAAAUGAUAGUAUAUCUGUGAUGUUUUUGAGUAUUUCAUUUUGAUUAUAGUGUGUUUAAUUAGGUAUAUGAAAUGUUGUUUAGUGAUUUUGUACGUUGUCUAACUUAUCUUAUGUAUAUUGCAUGGCCCCAUAUAUGCAUGCCUUUUUAUUUA